GGGGGUGGCAGGUAUAGAAACCGCAGCUGAGGCAGAAUUCACCGCCGCUGCUGUCAGGCGCGGAUAGUGUGCAUUACCCUGAGCUCUGCCUCCGUGCGUUCCUCCUCUGGUCCUGGGAGGGACCCAAGAACCCUGAGGGGCGAAGCGGCCUGGACACCUCUAUUUAGAGAGGAGGCAUGUCGCAGCCCCGGAUGGGGCCAGAGCGCGCGGGAACGGAGCUUGGCGACUGUGGGGAGCGCCCGGUGGAGGAGAGCAGGAGGGAGCACUGGCAGUUGCUGGGUAAUUUGAAGACUACUGUCGAGGGUUUAGUGUCAGCCAACAACCCCAAUGUCUGGUCCAAGUAUGGUGGCCUGGAACGACUUUGCAGGGACAUGCAGAGCAUCCUUUAUCAUGGGCUCAUCCAUGACCAGCAGGUGUGUUGCCACCAGACUGAUUACUGGCAGUUUGUGAAAGAUAUCCGCUGGCUUAGUCCCCACUCCGCCCUUCAUGUGGAAAAGUUCAUCAACUUGCAUGAGAGUGGCCAGAGCAGCACUGAUGGUGUGAGUGAACGUGUCAUUGCAGAGCUAUGGCUGCAGCAUAGCUUGCAGUGCCACUGUCUCUCAGCUCAGCUCCGACCUCUGCUUGGGGAUAGACAGUAUAUCAGAAAAUUCUACACAGAUACUGCUUUCCUGCUAAGUGAUGCCCACGUCACGGCCAUGCUCCAGUGCCUAGAAGCAGUGGAACAGAACAAUCCCCGCCUCCUGGCCCAGAUUGAUGCAUCUAUGUUUGCCAGAAAGCAUGAGAGCCCACUGCUGGUGACAAAGAGUCAGAGCCUGACUGCUCUGCCUGGUUCCACAUGCACCCCUCCAACCAGCUUUGCUCAGCAUUCCUACUUUGGGUCCUUCUCCAACCUCCACCAAUCCGUACCCAACCAUGGCCCAGAAAGAAGAUCUACUUCCUUUUCUCUCUCUGGCUCUUCCUGGAAAUCUCAAGAAAACAGGAGACAUGUCUCCCCAGCAGAAGAUCAGACCAUCCAAGCCCCUCUGCUACCAGUCUCUGCAUUAGCCAGGGAUUCCCCCUCAACACCAAAUGAGAUGACCUCUAGCACUCUGACCAGCCCUGUAGAAUCAUCCUGGGUCAGCAGCCAGAAUGACUCCCCAAGUGAUGUCAGUGAGGGGCCAGAGUACUUGGCCAUUGGCAACCUGGACUCUCGAGGCCGGACCUCCAGUUGUCAGAGUCACAGCAGCCAUACAGAGAGCAGCAGCUCCAAUUUGUUCUCCUCCAGCAGUUCCCAGAAGCCAGAUUCUGCUGCUUCUUCCCUAGUGGACCAAAAUGGAGGUGGGCAGAGCCAGCUGUCCAGUGUCCUUCGCAGGUCCAGCUUCUCAGAGGGCCAAACACUCACUGUCACCAGUGGAACAAAGAAGAGCCAUAUUCGCUCCCAUUCAGAUACCAACAUUGUCUCCAGAGGAACCCCAGGAGGCCCCAGGAAUAUCACCAUUAUAGUUGAAGAUCCUAUUGCAGAAUCCUGCAAUGAUAAGUCGAAGUUGAGAGGCCACUUGCCCUACUCUGGCCAAAGCAGUGAAGUCAGCAUACCCAGCUCCCCGUACAUGGAGUAUGAGGGUGGUCAGUACCUAUGCUCAGGUGAAGGCAUGUUCCGAAGACCAUCAGAAGGACAGUCCCUUAUCAGCUACCUGUCUGAGCAAGACUUCGGCAGCUGUGCAGACCUGGAAAAGGAAAAUGCCCACUUCAGCAUCUCCGAGUCCUUGAUAGCUGCCAUUGAAUUAAUGAAGUGCAACAUGAUGAGUCAGUGCCUAGAAGAGGAGGAAGAGGAGGGAGAAGACAGUGACAGGGAGAUCCAGGAACUGAAGCAGAAGAUCCGCCUUCGUCGCCAGCAGAUCCGCACCAAGAAUCUACUCCCUGUGUAUCAGGAGACUGAGCAUGGAAGCUUUCGAGUCACGUCCAGCAGCUCCCAGUUCAGUUCACGUGAUUCCGCACAGUUCUCUGACUCUGGCUCUGCUGAUGAGGUUGAUGAGUUUGAAAUCCAAGAUGGUAGCGAAGGAUCUAACCUGACUCACAUGUCAAAGAACGGACUCUCAGUGUCAAUGGCCUCGAUGUUUUCAGAUGAGGACAUCAGAAGGAGCACAGCCUCAAACAACAAAUCCUUGAUUUCCUCCCAGACCUUUUCCCACUGCUUCCUGCACUCCACAUCUGCUGAGGCAGUGGCCAUGGGGCUCCUGAAGCAAUUUGAAGGGAUGCAGCUCCCAGCCGCCUCAGAGCUAGAGUGGCUCGUUCCAGAGCAUGAUGCCCCUCAGAAGCUCCUGCCCAUCCCCGACUCACUACCCAUCUCACCAGAUGAUGGGCAGCACGCUGACAUCUACAAACUGCGUAUUCGUGUUCGUGGCAACCUGGAGUGGGCCCCACCCCGGCCUCAGAUAAUUUUUAAUGUUCAUCCAGCCCCAACGAGGAAGGUUGCUGUGGCCAAGCAGAAUUACCGCUGUGCAGGGUGUGGCAUCCGGACUGACCCUGAGUAUAUCAAGCGUCUGCGGUACUGUGAGUACUUGGGCAAGUACUUCUGUCAGUGUUGCCAUGAGAAUGCCCAGAUGGUUAUCCCCAGCCGGGUUCUGCGCAAGUGGGACUUCAGCAAAUACUAUGUCAGCAAUUUCUCCAAGGACCUGCUUAUUAAGAUCUGGAAUGACCCUCUCUUCAAUGUGCAGGACAUCAACAGUGCCCUCUAUAGGAAGGUCAAGCUACUCAAUCAAGUUCGACUGUUGCGGAUCCAGCUGUAUCACAUGAAGAACAUGUUCAAGACAUGCCGAUUGGCCAAAGACCUUCUGGAUUCCUUUGACGUAGUUCCAGGCCACUUGACAGAAGAUCUCCACCUGUACUCAUUGAAUGACCUGACUGCAACCAGGAAGGGGGAGCUGGGGCCCCGGCUUGCUGAGCUCACCAGGGCAGGGGCUGCCCACGUGGAGCGAUGCAUGCUCUGCCAAGCCAAGGGCUUCAUCUGUGAGUUCUGUCAGAAUGAGGAUGACAUCAUCUUCCCUUUUGAGCUCCAUAAGUGCCGGACCUGUGAAGAAUGUAAAGCAUGUUACCAUAAAGCUUGUUUCAAGUCUGGAAGCUGUCCCCGGUGUGAGCGGCUCCAGGCCCGGCGGGAGUUGCUGGCCAAGCAGAGCCUGGAGUCCUUCGUGUCGGACUGUGAGGAGGAACCCACUGAAGCUCUGGCCCUAGAGGCUGCUGUCCUGGAGACCACCUGAAAAAAGCACGUUAUACCCUUUCUCUAGGGGUUAGGGUCACAAAAUGCAGAGCUGAGCCGCCCGUAUAAGGACUUGCCCAUAUAAGGACUUGUUUUUUUAUUGUUAUUAUUUUUUGUUCAUGAUUUGUCUAAUGUCCAUAUGUAGCCAACUUUUGUUCAGUUGGUGGGGUCCAGUCUGUUGCGACAAUUUGCAGGUAGGCAUUUCCAUUAGAACUGACACAUGGUCCUUCUAGUGCCUCUGUUAAGGGAAUGGACAGUGAGACCCAAUUCUUCUGACAUCCUUGGCCUACUUCACUUAGACCAGAACUGGUUUCUGCUGCAUCUCAAGUAUCAUUCCCAGUUUUAUUUUGUUUUAGUUCUGGAGCUUCUGAGCCAAGCCUGUCUCAAACUACUCACUUCUCCUUUGCUGCUGAAACAGGAGGAUGGAGCUUUCUCUCUCCCAGUCCUGAAAUUGGGUCAGACUGUGCCCUAAGGAGAAGCAGCAGAGAAUGGGACUACAUUGUAGACAUUCUGUCCAGCUUAGGUGUUUUUGAGACCAUAAAGACAGCAUUAUUACUACCCUGGAAUCCACAGAGACCUCAAAGAGGCAGCCACGACUUUCUUGUUUGAAAUAUUCUAGGCAUGGAUGAUGUGACGCCUGACUUUCUUACCCCGGCACACUUGAAGCAAAGAGCAGAAGUAAUACUUAGGCCAGGCCCAUGUAUAGCCUCACACCAAGCAUCAGCGAGGCUACAGCUCUGUUGCUUAAGGAGAAUAUAUUCAGUCACAGGAGCUGUUGGUCUCCUCUUAGGUGAUAAGGUCCCUAAUCUGGUGUAGGUCUGAUGCCAUCCUCAACUGAGGACAGAAACCCCAUCAACCACUGUAUUUGUGGGUCUCUUGCCACUGUGUCCUCUGCUAGAUAGUCGUUGUGAUUCUGAGUAAAAGUAUGGCCCAACUCCAUUCUCUCUUUCCCCUUCCUGUAACAGAGCUGGGACCUUCCCUGGUGGCUGAUUUCUUGCCUUAGUUUUUUUGUCAAAGUUGGAGUAAAAACUUCUUGCUAUUAGUGGUAUUAGAGAACUUGACGAUUUAUAGAUGUGAGUGUGAAUGUAUUCUUAGGAUAACAAGAGCCUUUACGCCAGUUAUGCACUGAACUCUUUAGCCUGAUGAAGUCAUAUGUUCAUUCAUUCUUUUCACAUUAUUAAUUUUAACACACAUUUUUAAUGUGUCAUGUAUGGGAAAAGUUUUUGAUGGGACCGUGUAUAUGCUUGUGGUGUUCUUUAAGUUGCUGUAGCUUCUGACAGGUAUAUAAAACACUACCUGUAUGUAAAAUACAGCAACUUAAAGAACCUGCUCUGAGGACUGGCAGCUCUAUGAACUAAAACCCACAUUUUUGUUCUGGGACUGCAUCCUGUGUACCUCUCUUUCCAUACUUGCUUACUAGUAGAAAAAACUUGGCCUGUGUGCUGCCCUAGGAAGCUAAACAGAAAGUUGCACAUGGUUGGUGGAAGCUGAUUAAGUGCCUGAGCUGGAGGCAGGCAGGAGUCACACAGGAAGUAGAAGGGGCAGUAAGGUAACAGUCAGGUGUGAGGCUCCACCAGGGCAGGAGGGAGUAGGGAGGAACUGACUACUGGCAUUGGUCCUUCUGCCUCAGACUUAGGAUUUGAAGGCUGCAUCAGGCUGGAAAACCCUGAGAUUGUUCUCCUUUCAGUUCUUGGGGGAAUUUCUAAAAGCCAAGACCUCCAGCCUAGCCCUGUUUUGAAGGCCUGACCAGCAGUUUCCUUGUCCUUCAAGGACCUUGGGAAUGAUCCCAUAAACCUCAAGGCUCACCAAGCCCAAGAUUCUGAUUCAGAGAUGUGUAAAAAUGGUGAGCUCUACUUCCAGUUUCGGUUGAAAUGACAAAUCCAGUUCCUUACUUCAAGUCACUACACUGGAGGAGAGACAUCUUCUCAUUAUUGUCCCUCCUGUUUCACAUUAGCUUAGGAUCAAAGGAUGGAAAAUGCUGACACAGUUUCUAAAGCUGAGCUCUACAAUCUUACGUGCUCCUGGUUUUUCACUUAUGUUUCUUCACCUCCCCCACCCCAUCCCUUCAGGUUGCAUAUCUGUUUUAGUGACCCUGACACUCUGCUGUCAUCACUGUCCAAAUACCCAUUUAUUUAUUUAUUUGAGAGUAGGGGGAGAGAGGAUUGGGGGUGGGAUAUUUUGAAAGCACUUUGCAACUUAACAGUACCUGAAAACCCCUGCUGUUGUGGGGAGAAGCGUUGAAUGCACUGAAGAGAGUUGCUUCUGACUGAAUGCGGGAGAGCGUGUUCUUUUCUAUAAAUAAAGGGGAAGUUUUUUGCUUAUAAGGUGGAGACAAGAUUCAAGACAUAGUGGAAGAGUGGAAGGCAAAUAUUUUCUACUUGAAUGAGGCUGUAAUUGACUUUCUCUGCUAAGGCUUUAGAGCUUUACAUUAAAUUAACAUAAAAGGAACAAGAGUCUAAAUUGAGAUGGUCUAUGUGUAUACAACUCAUGUUCUGAACUGGAUUCCUACUUAAUGUAAUUCAUACACACAUAACAGCUCAUCGUAAUCUUUAAUAAACUAAGGAAAUGAAA
Molecule: messenger RNA, 5803 nt
Organism: Phyllostomus hastatus (greater spear-nosed bat)
Lineage: Eukaryota; Metazoa; Chordata; Mammalia; Chiroptera; Phyllostomidae
Gene: RUBCN
Product: rubicon autophagy regulator
Exons: 22
Coding region: 177-3233 (1018 amino acids)
Biological process (GO): negative regulation of autophagosome maturation; negative regulation of endocytosis
Cellular component (GO): early endosome; late endosome
Molecular function (GO): phosphatidylinositol phosphate binding
Source: RefSeq, a predicted model, not a curated record